AUGGCAUUUGAAAAUUAUACUGUAAACAAUGUAGACAGCUUUAUAAUCACUGGAUUUGAUCACUUGCCGAACCAAAAGCUCCUCGGAUUCCUCAUCUUAAUAACCUACAUGCUUAUAUUGCUUGGGAACGGCAUCAAUCUGUUUAUCAUCUUGACUGACCGACAUUUACACAAACCUAUGUACAUAUUAAUCUGUAAUCUAGCUGUUGUUGACAUAAUGUUCUCUUCUACCUGCAGCACAACCAUGAUCUCAGUGCUGCUGGCUGAGAUUAAAAAUGUUUCAUACUACUCUUGUAUCUCAAGGAUGUUCUUCUAUCAUCUUGGUGACUUCACAAUAUGCAUGGCUCUGACAUUAAUGGCAAUAGAUCGACUCAUUGCAAUCAGGCUUCCUUUGAGAUACCACAGCAUUGUAACAAAUUCACGAACAUUUCUGUUCAUUUUUCUGACUUGGCUCAUUACUAUCGCUUUAAUGAUUGUUUUAACAUCUGUGGUAGACAAUGUCCCAUACUGUCAGCCUGUCAUCAAAUAUGUGUUCUGUGAUUAUCCUUCUAUGAUCAGAGCUGCUUGUGUUAAUCCUGAACCUUAUUUUUUCUUGCCUGCAAUGAUCAAUCUGUGGUGGUUCUGUGGACUCUUCCCCUUUGUUAUGUGUACCUAUGCUGUCCUGGCCUAUAGUGUGACCAAACUCUCCAACAAAUCCAGCAAAAAGCAAAUGAUCAACACUUGCUUGAGUCACCUCAUUGUUCUGCUCAGUUUUUAUGCACCAAAGCUGGUCUCUAACAUGCUAACCCGAAUAGGAGUUGUUCUAACUUUAACAGAGAGAAAUGCAAUAUUGAUUAUUGCUUCUCUAAUUCCUCCCUUAAUAAAUCCUGCUGUUUAUUGCACCAGGACUAAAGAGAUCAGAAAACGAUUGUCAGAUGUAUUUUUGCACAAAAAAGUUGUACCAAAUCAUUUAAAGGUUUUAUCAUAA
Molecule: messenger RNA, 966 nt
Organism: Puntigrus tetrazona (Sumatra barb)
Lineage: Eukaryota; Metazoa; Chordata; Actinopteri; Cypriniformes; Cyprinidae
Product: olfactory receptor 10G4-like
Exons: 1
Coding region: 1-966 (321 amino acids)
Biological process (GO): G protein-coupled receptor signaling pathway
Cellular component (GO): membrane
Molecular function (GO): olfactory receptor activity; G protein-coupled receptor activity
Source: RefSeq, a predicted model, not a curated record